This is a messenger RNA of Neoarthrinium moseri, 2457 nucleotides long. RefSeq lists its product as uncharacterized. The transcript has 5 exons. The coding region runs from base 1 to 2457 and encodes 818 amino acids. Gene Ontology annotation, molecular function: RNA polymerase II general transcription initiation factor activity; protein binding. The record is from RefSeq and is a predicted model, not a curated record. Gene Ontology annotation, cellular component: transcription factor TFIID complex. Lineage: Eukaryota; Fungi; Ascomycota; Sordariomycetes; Amphisphaeriales; Apiosporaceae. Gene Ontology annotation, biological process: transcription initiation at RNA polymerase II promoter.
AUGGCGAACCCAGGACAGCCCGGUGGCGUGCCUGGCCAGACCGGCGGCACAUUCACGCCGGUCCCACCGCCCACCCCCGGCGUUGGAGCAAGCACCACUACUGCGGCUACGACUUCCUCGGCGGCAGCACCGCCCAGCAAUCAGAAUCUCAACCAGAUUAGUAUGGUAUGGUACUUCAACAUGUCGUCGCAAUAUGCCCCAAUGUCACUAGUGGCACGCUUGAUCCGCAUGACUGCGAGGGAGUAUGUUGCACUCCCCGAAAGUAGCGACGUUGCGCCGCAGCACGACCAGCAUCAAGACCAGCAUCACAACAGCAUAUCUCCAUUCCCGAAAGACAAUGAUGCUGUUACGGACUAUCUCUUGAAGCGAGGGUACACUGCCACUGAGGCAACGUUUCGCAAGGAGAUCGCCGGCGUCGAUGCCAAAGCAGAGGAAGAGGAGAACAAGCGCCUGAAGCCUGCUAAAUAUGGCCAAGCUUAUGACCAUUUUGUGAAAUGGGUGGAAGGCUCCUUAGACAUUUACAAGACCGAGUUGAACAAGGUCUUGUAUCCAGUCUUCGUGUACACCUUUUUGGACCUGCUCAAGCUGGGUUAUAAGGAGCAAGCAAGCAUGUUCAUGAAGAAACACAAGGAUCGUUUCGAGCGAGGCUAUCACGAUGAUAUCAAUCACUUGAAGCUCAUCAAAACGUGGAAGCAAGCUGAAGACAACGCCACAUGUCAGCUGUUCAUGAAGUCUCCAUGGAGAGUUUACCUCAGUCAGUUCGCGGCUGGAAACCUCUUCAGUUUCCUCGAGCGCGACAGCGAGGAAUGUGGCAACAUUGUUGGCUACAUUCUGACUACCUUCUGUGAGGUCAAGACGGCCGAGCGAGGUCCCAUUGAGCAGUUCAGCUUUGAGGCUAUUUACCGGCAGGCUCAGAACCUGGACUUGGACGAGAUUGAUGCGCAGGAAGGCAUCCCCGGUCUGCAGACUGGCGGCUCCUUCACCUUAAACAAAGACAUCCUCGACAAUGGCAACAAUGCAACUGUCAAGCUGGGUCAAGCUCCCAUGGAUGCUGAGCUUCGGGAGGAAGUUUUGUCUGAGCUGCAGGAUGAGGACAGACUGAACCCGCCUCGUGAAGGCGUAGGCAGUCUUGUGGACGAGUUCAAUACCAUGCAACCUAUCAAGAAGGAAGCUGGAGACUCGCCACCAAAAGAAGCUAUCCCUCUACCGCCGUCUAGAGCCCGAGACGUAGUCAUGGAGAUGCAGAAGGUUCGGGAGAACCGCGAUCGCUUCAAGAUUGAGGGCCGGACUGGCGGCGUCGGUCCAGGUGUUUCCGUCCUCAUGUACACCAUCCAUAACGACUUGGGAAGUGUAUCAAGCAUGGACUUUUCCAAGGACCAAAAGCUUAUGGCUGUUGGUACCAUGGAAUCGUACAUCCGUGUCUGGUCUCUUGACGGUACCCCUCUGGAAUCGCGACAGCCUGGUGAGCAGAGCGUCAAGGUCAACAACCGCAAGCUAUUUGGUCACAGUGGACCAAUCUACACUGUCCAAUUCUCCAACGCAAUCAGCAACCUGAACCGCAAGCUCUACGACGAUAGCGCCGAGCAACCUGAGACGCACGCACAGUACCUGAUCUCGAGUUCCUUCGACGGAACCGUACGACUUUGGUCUCUUGAUACGUGGACAUGUUUGUGUGUCUACAAGGGGCACUAUGGUCCGGUCUUCAAACUGGCAUGGGGACCUCACGGACACUACUUCGCAACUGGUGGAGCUGAUACAACGGUCCGCGUUUGGGCGCAAGACCGUGCCUCAGCUGUACGCCUCAUGGUUGGACAUGACACUCCGAUAUCCGCGCUUUGUUGGCACCCCAACGGCGCGUACAUUUUCUCGGCCUCUGACGAAUCCGACAAGACUAUCCGUAUGUGGUCGCUGGCCACUGGUAGCUGUGUGCGCAUUUUCACCGGCCACGUCGACUACAUUUCCGCCCUUGAGUGUGCACCGAACGGCAAGAUCCUCGCCUCGGCCGACAUUGGAGGAAACAUCUUCCUUUGGGAUAUUGCUAAAGGUGAGCGCAUCAAGCGCAUGCGUGGACAUGGUCGUGGUGGAAUAUGGUCCGUCAGUUUCAACGUCGAGAGCAACACAUUAGUAUCCGGAGGUGCAGACCUCACCGUCCGGGUGUGGGAUGUCGAGAUGCCCGCUGAGGGAUCACGGACUGUCGCUCCCGGAGAUGCUGGUGAUGGCACCAUAGUUGCAGCUGGUAGUGGAGCCGGUACCGAUGGGAAGACGGCAAGCACCGGUGCGCAAGGAGCAACUACUGGUGCAGGAUCUAGUGGUACUGGGAAGAAGAAGGGCAAGGAUGUGAUGGUCACCCCAGAUCAGAUCAGCGCCUUCCCAACUAAGCGGACGCCGGUGAGGAAAGUCAUGUUCACGCGAAUGAAUCUUGUUGUUGCUGGAGGUUGCUACGAAAAGGAACGUUAG